AUGUCCACUACUGUUGAAAAGAUUAAAGCGAUCGAGGAUGAGAUGGCCAAGACUCAAAAGAACAAGGCCACCUCGUUCCACUUGGGUCAGUUGAAGGCCAAGCUGGCUAAAUUGAGAAGAGAGCUGCUUACUGCGGCCUCAGCCACCGGCGGUGGUGGUGCUGGUGUUGGUUUUGACGUUGCUAGGACGGGUGUUGCCAGUGUUGGGUUCGUGGGGUUCCCAUCUGUGGGGAAGUCUACUUUGCUGUCCAAGUUGACUGGUACCGAGUCUGAGGUGGCAGCUUACGAGUUCACCACGUUGGUUACUGUGCCAGGUGUUAUUCGUUACAAGGGUGCCAAGAUCCAAAUGCUGGAUUUGCCGGGUAUUAUUGACGGUGCCAAGGACGGUCGUGGUAGAGGUAGACAAGUCAUCGCUGUGGCAAGAACGUGUAACUUGCUGUUUAUUGUUUUGGACGUGAACAAGCCUUUGCAUCACAAACAAAUCAUAGAAAAGGAAUUGGAGGGUGUCGGGAUCCGUCUAAACAAGCAACCACCUGAUAUCUUGAUCAAAAAGAAGGAAAAGGGUGGUAUCUCGGUGACGAACACCGUUCCAUUAACUCACAUCAGCCACGAAGAAGUGAAAGCUGUCAUGAACGAGUAUAGAAUCAACAGUGCAGAGGUUGCCAUCAGAUGUGACGCCACCGUUGAUGAUUUAAUUGAUGUGUUAGAAUCGGCAAGCAGAAGGUAUAUGCCCGCUGUUUACGUUUUGAACAAGAUCGAUUCCCUUUCCUUGGAAGAAUUGGAACUGUUAUAUAGAAUUCCAAAUGCUGUUCCUAUUUCUUCCGGCCAAGAAUGGAACUUAGACGAACUGUUGGAAGUCAUGUGGGACAGAUUAAACCUGGUCAGAGUAUAUACAAAACCAAAGGGUAAAAUACCCGACUUCACAGAUCCAGUUGUUUUAAGAUCAGACCAUUGUAGUGUUAGAGACUUUUGUAACCAAAUCCAUAAGUCCUUGGUUGACGAUUUCAGAAAUGCUCUUGUGUUUGGUAGUAGUGUCAAGCACCAACCUCAAUUUGUAGGGUUGAAUCACGUAUUAGAAGAUGAAGAUGUCGUUACCAUCUUAAAAAAAUAG
Molecule: messenger RNA, 1110 nt
Organism: Tetrapisispora phaffii CBS 4417
Lineage: Eukaryota; Fungi; Ascomycota; Saccharomycetes; Saccharomycetales; Saccharomycetaceae
Gene: RBG1
Product: GTP-binding protein RBG1
Exons: 1
Coding region: 1-1110 (369 amino acids)
Biological process (GO): cytoplasmic translation
Cellular component (GO): cytoplasm
Molecular function (GO): GTPase activity; GTP binding
Source: RefSeq, a predicted model, not a curated record